Mya arenaria is the source of this 10120-nucleotide messenger RNA. RefSeq lists its product as uncharacterized. Lineage: Eukaryota; Metazoa; Mollusca; Bivalvia; Myida; Myidae. Gene Ontology annotation, biological process: signal transduction. The record is from RefSeq and is a predicted model, not a curated record. Bases 291 to 4511 code for a protein of 1406 amino acids. The transcript is spliced from 15 exons. Gene Ontology annotation, cellular component: membrane.
GUGAAGAACGUGAACCAUCCGUGUUUAGAUACUUACUUCCAAUAUAAAAGGAAAGGGUGGUGUAUGGAUGCUACUAGUGAAUUAGAUGUUGGGCCUCGGCUAGGUCGUCUGGUGAACCACGGUGGUAAAGGUAAAAAUUGUGUUAUGAAAACCCUGGAGUUCAACAAAAGGCCAUAUCUUUGCUUGUUUGCUGCUAAAGAUAUUCCACAAGGUGAAGAGUUACUGUAUGAUUACGGCAUUAAGGAUUUGCCUUGGGAGAAUUGGUGGCCGCUACUGACAAUCUGGAGAACAUGCUGGAGGCCCAGACUACAGAUAAUCUGGAGAACAUGCAGGAGGCCCAGACUACAGACAAUCUGAAGAACAUGCUGGAGGCCCAGACUACAGAUAAUCUGGAGAACAUGCUGGAGGCCCAGACUACAGACAAUCUGGAGAACAUGCAGGAGGCCCAGACUACAGACAAACUGGACAACACGCUGGAGGCCCAGACUACAGACAAUCUGGAGAACAUGCUGGAGGCCCAGACGACAGACAAUCUGGAGAACAUGCUGGAGGCCCAGACUACAGACAAUCUGGAGAACAUGCAGGAGGCCCAGACUACAGAUAAUCUGGACGAAAUGCUGGAGGCCCAGACUACAGAUAAUCUGGAGAACAUGCAGGAGGCCCAGACUACAGACAAUCUGGACAACACACUGGAGGCCCAGACUACAGACAAUCUGGAGAACAUGCUGGAGGCAGAGACUACAGACAAUCUGGAGAACAUGCAGGAGGCCCAGACUACAGAUAAUCUGGACGAAAUGCUGGAGGCCCAGACUACAGAUAAUCUGGAGAACAUGCAGGAGGCCCAGACUACAGACAAUCUGGAGAACAUGCUGGAGGCCCAGACUACAGAUAAUCUGGAGAACAUGCUGGAGGCCCAGACUACAGACAAUCUGGAGAACAUGCUGGAGGCCCAGACUACAGACAAUCUGGAGAACAUGCUGGAGGCCCAGACUACAGACAAUCUGGAGAACAUGCAGGAGGCCCAGACUACAGAUAAUCUGGAGAACCCGCUGGAGACCCAGACUACAUAUAAUCUGGAGAACAUGCUGGAGGCCCAGACUACAGACAAUCUGGAGAACAUGCUGGAGGCCCAGACUACAGACAAUCUGGAGUACAUGCUGGAGGCCCAGACUACAGACAAUCUGGAGAACAUGCGGGAGGCCCAGACUACAGACAAUCUGGAGAACAUGCUGGAGACCCAGACUACAGACAAUCUGGACGAAAUGCUGGAGGUCCAGACUAAAGACAAUCUGGAGAACACGCUGGAGGCUCAGACUACAGACAAUCUGGAGAACAUACUGGAGGCCCAGACUACAGACAAUCUGGACGAAAUGCUGGAGGCCCAGACUACAGAUAAUCUGGAGAACAUGCUGGAGGCCCAGACUACAGAUAAUCUGGGCAACAUGCUGGAGGCCCAGACUACAGAUAAUCUGGGCAACAUGCUGGAGGCCCAGACUUCAAACAAUCUGGAGAACAUGCUGAAGACACAGAUUAUGACUGAGGAGCAGGUACACCCCAGCAAGAUACAGGACCAGAUCUCCGGUAAUAAUGCCCUGAUGAAGGAGAUGGCUGUGCGACUUACCAGCCUUAAGUCUAUACAGACAGCUGCAGAGGAGCUGAUCAAACAAGCCACUGAUUUGCAGGAUGGUGAUGCGAAAGAUAUUCCUCAUGGCACCAACAAGUUCUGGGAUGAACUACAACAGUUGACACAUACGCUGAAGCACAUGUCUGACAGGCUUGGCAAUCAGGAGCCCGCGGUGGAGCCCAGCCUCAUCCGGGAACAGCAGGAAACACUAGAGGAAUUAGCAUUACAGAACUCAAAUGUGAACCCUCUGAACCAGCCAGUAGAUCCCACUAGUGAACUAAUGCAGAUAGAAGGCGACCUUUUGCUGGGGCAGCCCAAUGCCACCAACCCCCAUGACAGACAGAGCAGGACGAACUAUGGACUCGGAAGACAAGUUGCUGUUGUUGAUCCUUCGAGGCAAUUUUCUGAAAAUGAAUUGGGAUGUGAUUACGAUGGACUACCAUCAGAUGAUGAGAGUAUUGUACUUUCAUCUGGUUCAAGCUAUGCACCAUCGGUACUGUCAGGAGAGGAUAGUGAAGAUGACGAUGAAGAUGACGAUUCAUCUGUUAUAAUUCCUGUAACACAAACAAACAAGAGAUCUUGGACUGCAAUAGGGAGAGUGGCUUCUAGUGAAGAUAUAGGAGAUAAUGAGCCACCCAGGAAACAGAGGACUUUACCAGUGUUGGGGCCAUCCACAUCUAGCGAGUUUGAUGCUACAAGCAAGAAUACUAGUGAUGGACAUCAUGGGAAGACGUGGAAGAAAUCUUGCUUUAAAAAUGUUUAUGUUGAAUCCUACAAAUCCAAUGAUGGCAAAAGGAACUAUUCUAAAAAGAGCUAUUGCUACUAUUGCAAGAACUUGUACAAGUCUAAGAUGUCAAAACACCUAUUCGCUGUCCAUGCAGCAGAACCAAGGGUGAGGAAAAUCAGUCAAAUGGAGGUGAAAAGCAAAAGUAAAAGAGCAGAGCUACAGAAAUUAAAUAAUGAGGGUAACUUCAAUCAUAAUGUUGAGGUUCUUCAGAAAGGAGAGGGGAAUUUGAUUGUGUACAGGAGACCAGGCGUCCCAGCAAAUGCAUAUGACUAUAUUCACUGUCGUUUUUGUAAAGGUUUUUACCAUCACAAACUUCUAUGGUCACAUGUCAAAACCUGCAGUUUCAAACCAGAUGGGGCUGAAAAUGACACUGAGAGAAACUUCAUUAGAGAAGCUAGAUGUGAAAUAGCCCCAUUUCUCCAACAACAGGAUGAAGAUAUUAAAAUGUUAGAUGAAGUUAUUGAUAAAAUGAAAGAAACCAAAGAAAAUCCUGGUCUGAAGAAAGUUUGUCAGGAAGAUGAGUUAAUAAGACAGUUUGGGUUGUAUCAUCUGGGAAGAUUGGGACCACUAGAAGAGCAAAGACUGAAAGACCAAGACAAUGUGAGAACAAAAAUGAGAAGCUUAGCCAGACUGCUUGUAAGAUUAAAUGGAGAGGAACUGUUCAGCUAUCCUUUAAGCCAUUUCAUCUGUGCUCAAAAAUUUGAUUUGGUGGCAAAAACUGUGAAAGAAAUGUAUCAAGAAAUUGGUUCAUCACAGCUGGGCUUAAACUUAGGACAUUAUAUAAAACAGGUAAGCCUGCUGAAAUCAAGCAUGUGCCUUCGCAGACAGGACUGUGGGCGGAAAAUAGAGGCAAACGAGUUCACGGAAAUGUUCGAUGCCGAGUGGAAGGGAAAGGUUUCAUCAGUCGCCAACAGAAGCAAGCGUCUAAAAGCAAUGAACAAAAGAUGUGAACUUCCUUCUACUGAAGAUUUGGUGUCCCUCAAAAAAUAUCUUGUGGAAGAAAUACAAAUAAAAAUGGAAAACCCAGCACCAACAUAUCCCGAGUAUGUGUACAUAACACACUUACUGAUCGCCCGCAUAGCACUCUUCAACAAAAGAAGAGUAAAUGAGGUCUCUGAGCUGAAAGUGAGUGACUUCCAGAAGCGAAUAAGAGGAGAUGAAUUAGACACAAACACCGAAAUCUACAAUUCCCUGGCUGUCAGUGAAAAGGCUCUGUUAAAGAGAAUGGAACUUCUUGAGGUGAGAGGGAAGAGCACUCGGGGACUGAGGAAGGUGUUUGUAAUUCUAAGCACCGACAUGGUGGAAGGUUUGUCGCACCUCUUGAUGGUUCGUGCACAGGCUGGUGUACCAUCAACAAACACGUUCCUAUUCUCCAGAUGUACAGAUUCACCACAGGAUGGCUGUGAAGCACUGAGAGUGGUCACAUCUAAGUGUCACAAUCUUGCCUUUCCAGAACGGGUCAGGACAACAAAACUGAGAAAGUAUUUGGCAACUACUACUCAGAAAAGUACCUAUGCAGAUAAGGACUGCUUAUCAGUAAGAUGGCUAUUGACUGGGAGGUGUAAUCUGGCCACAUGUCUAUGUGCUAAAGGGUUAAUUGCUGAUCACAUGGGACACUCUGUUGCCAUACAUACUGAAGUUUACAGAAUGCAGACGUCAGUGCUUGAACGAACAAAAGUUGCAAGGGCUCUUCUAGCUUUAGAAGAUGGUAAACUACAGGGGUUUAAUGGUCGCAACCUUUCGUCGGUCAGCCUUGAUGAAUUGCCUGAACCUGAACCUGAACCUGAACCUGAACCUUACGAAGCAGGGUCAUUUGAAGAAUUGUCUGAACCAGACAACAGCUAUGAGGAUGUUCCUGAAGUUGAAACAGAAGCUGUACAGAAGCCUCAUGCAUGUACAGGAUCAAAAAAACGAUGGUCGAAAGAGGAGGAGAGUGCUCUACGGGAAGCCUUUGACAUUCAGAUAAAAAUGCAGAAAAACGUUUCAACAAUGGAGAUCAGGAAAGCACAGAAGUGUUAUCCUGUGUUGCAAGGCAGAUCAGAAGCUGUUAUUCGGACAAAAAUAAACAACAUCAAAUUAGGAAAAAACAAAAAAAUAUGAACUGAAUUCAACCACUGCUAGAUAAGGGUAAUUUAAAAAAAAUAAAGCCAUUGGUUUACAGUUGUAUGAUCAUGAACAUUUUUUGUGUCAGAAUGCAGAAAUUGAUGAGUGAAUUGGACUUUGCAAAGACAUGUGUUUUUGAAAUUAUAAAUGACUUUCACUGUUUAGUUUUCGCAGUGACCUUUGGAGGAAAUUGCUUUUCCAAUCAAUAACUGGAGAACCGUUGGGCCAAGCUUUGUGAAACUUAAUAGGGAGGUUUGUUUUUUAGUUGACCUCUAUUGUUUUUAGGUCAAAGGUCAAAGUGACCUUGUAUGUUCAAACACUGUGAAAGAGUUGGGCCUAAGUUAAAGAAACAUAGUGUAGUUGGCUGUGACCAGUAGAUGGCACCUAUGAAUUUUCAGGUCACAGAAUAAGUUCAAGGUCGUAAGUGCAAUGUUGCAUAUAGAGAUAUUGUAUACUCUCAUUUUGCGACAAAUAUUGGCAUGGGGCAUCUGUGUUGUAUGGACAUAUUUCUAGUUCAUCAAGCGAGUUUGUAUUUGUACCUGCCAUGCACCGGCAUUGACUAAUGGAUCAGUCUGGGUGCAAGGUGUGCAGUCUGAUCUGGGUCACACUGUUUGCUAAUCACCAGUAAUUAUUGUAGAUCUCUUAUGAACAGCAUGGCCCAGUUUAGACUUCGAUCUCAAGAGCAGUUUGGUCUAAGUCAAUGCUGGUUGCUGAUGCAUGAUGGUUGCUUGUUGUACAUCAGACCUUAUUUGUACCUGUUUAAACAUUAUUUUCUUACUUUUGUCAGUUUUUUUUUUCAUUUGUUGUGUCAUUAUAUUUAAGGUCCAGUAGCACAGUUGUCAAUUACGUUGGAGCAGUAUUAGAGUCACUACAUUACUUAAACAUACUGAUCUUUUUUAGCUAUUGUGAUCACUAGGUUGUCGAUAUUGUCUGCGCCAUCGUCAGCCACGGCGUGCAAAAACUUUUAUGUAAGCCAUAACAUUGCCAUUUAUUAUCGCAAAUGGCAAGAGCGUUCAAAUGGCUAAUAUUUCAUUGAGUGUGACCUUCUUGGUGACCUUCAAAAAAAAGACAAGCAUUGGGGCAUUACGGCUCUUGUUUCAUCAAAAAAAAUAUUUGUUCAAGGUAACUACAAUUAGUCCUCUACAACUUUCACAUUUCAUUUAGUUCAACAGUUCUAUCACAUUUUACAAGUUUUACAUAUUUUUGAGAAAAAAAGUAAAGCUGUGCUACUGUGGACAUUUAUUGUUUUACUCUUUUUUAUUAUUAAUUAAUGAUCUUUAAGAUUGGUAUCUUCAUUCCAUUUUGGACAUGGUCUGGUCAGUAUUAGUAUUAUACAUAUGAAUGUUAGAAGGUUCAUAUAUAUAUAUGUUUGCAAUUACAAGAUAAAAAUGCAGAUACUAUUGCAGCCAAAUUGUGUUACAAUGUAUUACUAUCUGAUGUGUUGUGUGUCAUUGAAUAGCAUAAUCCAUGAGACAUCUUGCACCCAAGCUGAUCCAGGCAAAUGCUGGUCAUGCCCAAAGAAUUUUAUCUGCCAUUGAUUCUUAGAAUUGUAAGGUUUGUGCCCAGCACAUCAUCAGGCACAUUGAAUUUUUACCGUAAUGUAACAAUAAUACAUUGUUCUGGUUCUUACAUAGUUUCAAAUCGUGUAUUACUGUAUACAAAGUUCCCAUUUUAUGUCAUGGGCACAUGCAAGAUGCACAGAGUUGGCAAUAUUGAUAGUCCAGCAAUAUCAGUAGAUUUCUAUAUGAAAUGUAUAUAAACAGAAAUUUCAUUUUCUUUUAAUUUCAUCAUUUCUGGUCAUAUACCUAUCGUUCAUAUUUCAUUGGAAAGCUCUUGAAAUUCUUAAUUUGAAGAUGUCAUAAUUAAAAACUAAAAAUGAGGUUAAACAAACAGACCAUUUAUUGUUCAAUGUUCUUUUCAGUCAAAUUAUGGAAAAAAAAUCAUAUAGUGUAACUUUUAUGCUUAUAAUUUUCUGUAGACAAUAUUAUAUUGUAAAAUAUAUUUAUAUCUAAAAUGCAAAAUGAAUAACCGUUAAAAUGAUACCAUUUUGAGCUCACCUGAGCACGAAGCUUUUAGGAUCACCUUACGUCCGUUGUCCGUGGUGUGUCAACCUGCUUCAAAUGACAUCUCCUAAACUAUGCCAAUUUUGAUAAAACUUUACAAGAAUGAUCAUUGGGUGACCCUAUACUAAAAUUGCUUUAUUUGUUCUGCUUUUGUUGCACAAGAUGACUAUCAUUAGUAAAAAUAAAAAAAAUCUUUAAGUGGCAUAUUCUUUUAAACCACUACGCCAAAUUUGCCAAAUAAGUUUACAGAAGUGAUCCUUGGGUUAUCCUUGACAAAAUUGAUUAAAUCAUUUCUUUAUGAUGCAAGAGAUGGCAGUUGUCGCUAGAACAUUAUUGGAUAUUUUGACAUGAACUAGUAUACUAAUUGUUCAGGUGAGUGUCUAAGGGCCCUCGGGCCAUCUUGUUAAUAUACCCUUUCAGAGCUGUUAACAAUAUUUUUUUAUAUUAAGUUAAAAAUAACAGAAGCUAUUAACAUUUUCCCCCACUGUAAUUGUAAACUAUCAAAAUGGCUGCCAGAUUAUUGUAAAUAAGAACAAUAUAACUCUUAUCAGAUAGAAAAAUUGGUGCUUUGAAAACUAUAUUGAUAUUUUAUCUGUUUCUAUGUAUAGACGGCUUUGUAAAUUUCAUACAAUGAAUAGUUGGUUUCCUGUUGAACUAUUACGCCAUUUUGGCAUAGAACGUAACCAAAGAAUAUGUACUUUGUGAAGUUGUUUAGGUGAUGAGUUUCAGUACUGUUUCAGUCACUUUAAAUCUACACGUAAAAAAAUAUUUAUAAAUAUUUUAGAAUUCAUCCUCUUAUAAAAUGGAAAAGUUAAUGAAUACGUAAUAUACAUCUGUACUUUUUAAAGUUAGUAUUAUUUUGUAAAAUUGUUAUGAAUAAUUUUAUUCAUUAUAAAUCAUGUCAUGGAUUUUUAAUUACAUGUAAAUCUUAGUAUUGUGCUAUAGUCAUAAUUCUUUUAACUACAUUGUGAAAGUGUGACUUAGUGCUACUUUGACAUAAUAUAAUUGUUGUAAUAUCCUAAAAUCUGUUGUAAGUUUUGUUGCUUGUUAAUACAGUUCUACCGGUACUUGUUCUUGAGUUCAUAUUACUUUAGAAAUUAAUUAUGUUAGAUGUAUGUGUUUACAUCACACACAAUUGUGAUUCUACUGUAUAAUUAUAUAAGUAAAUAUGUCCAAUCUAGAAUCUGUUUUAUACUGAUUGCAUAAUUACCUUAAAGAUCGCUCACUGUUUAGCCCUUACAAUGCUGGAACCGAGUAUACUCGUCUUUUGCAAACAGUGUAGACCCAGAUCAGAGGGCUCCUAUAUCAGGGUCUGCACUGUUUGCCUAAGGAUAUGGUUUAACACAAGUCCAACUUACACUGGGAGAAUCAUUUCCACUAUGUGAAUAUCCCAAUAUAAAAUGUCAGAUAAUUAAUAUUCAAAAAGGGGAGGAGCAAACUUUAAAUAUUCAGCACUGUAAGGGUUAGGUAGGAUGUAUAAAAUACAUGAUAUCACUAGGAUUUGUUAUCUUGUAAAUGCAAGUAGUCACCAGCUUUUAUUUUUGGCCUGGCCUCCCCUAUAACUUUUUAACUUAAAAUACUAACAUUUUGCCUUACUAGAUAACUCAUUUUGCCUAAAGCAUUAUAAUGUUAUUGUAAUACAGAUUUAAUGUUACAUAGCUUUUCUGUUUAAUGAUUGACAAAUUUAAGAACAUACUUUUGAUAUUGACUCAUUUAUGAUGCAAUCUAAAUUUUGCUACAUAUAUCAUUAAUCAUAUACUGUCCAAGCGCUGGGAAUUUUAUAUUCUCUUUUUAAAUAAUCACGUUUGUAAUAGAAAAGUAAUUUUAUGUCUGUUAAGAUUUUUUUAUAGCUAGAAAAGCUAUGUUAGUCUAUUUGUUCGUAUUGUAAACUAUAUUGUUAAAAUCCAGUGACUUAUUAUAAGGCCAGAGAAAAAAAUAUAAGAUUCUCAUCCGGAUUUUUGUGACAAAAAGGGGCGGUGGACACUUUUUAAAUUUUAGCUCACCAGAGCACAAAGUGCUCAGGGGGAGCUAUUGUGACCGGCCUUAGUCCGUCGUCGUGCGGUGUGCGCCGUGUGUCAACUUUUUUACUUAAACAUCUUCUCCUCUGAAACUGCUCAAUGGAUUUUGACCAAAUUUCACAGGAAUGAUUCCUAGGUUUUCCUCUACCAAAGUUGUUUAAACCGUUCCAGUUGGUUGCAUAAGGUCACUGGGUCAAAAAUAGGUUUUCAAAAUGCAACUUUCAAACAUCUUCUUGUCUUAAACUACAAGGCCCAGAGCUUUCAUAUUUGGUAUAUAGCAUCAUCCAGAGAUCCUCUACCAAAGUUGUUCAAAUUAUGCCCCUGGGGUCAAAAUUGACCCUGCCCCGGGGGUCACAAUUUUACAUUGAAUUAUAUUAUAUAAGGAAAAGUUCAAGCAACAUCCUCUUUUGAACCGCUAAUGGGAAUUUAACCAAACUCAACAGGAAUGGUCCCUGGGUGGUCCUCUACCAAAAUUGUUCAAAUGGUUCUGAUUGGUUGUAUAAGUAGGUCAUGGGGUCAAUGGGGUUUUUAAAAUGCAACUUUCAAAAAUCUUCUUGUCUGAAACUACAAUGCCCAGAGCUUUCAUAUUUGGUAUGUAGCAUUAUCUAGAGGUCCGCUACCAAAGUUGUUCAAAUUGUUCCUCUGGGGUCAAAAUUGACUCCGCCCUGGGGGUCACAAUUUUACAUUGAAUUAUAUAAGGAAAACUUCAAAUGACUUGAACCGCUAAUGGGAUUUUGACCAAACUCAACAGAAAUGGUCCCUGGGUAGUCCUCUACCAAAAUUGUUCAAAUGGUUCUGAUUGGUUGCAUAAGUACACAUUGUCAAAAAAAAAGGUUUUUAAAAUGCAACUUUCAAAAAUCUUCUUGUCUGAAACUACAAGACCCAGAGCUUUCAUAUUUGGUAUAUAGCAUCCUCUAGAAGUCCUCUUCCAAAGUUGUUUUAAAUUAUGCCCCUAGGGUUAAAAUUGACCCCGCACCGGGGGUCACAAUUUUACAUUGAAUUAUAUAAGGAAAACUUUAAAUGACUUCUUAUCUUGAACCGUUAAUGGGAAUUUGAACAAACUCAACAUUAACGGUCCCCUUACCACAAUUGUUCAAAUGGUUCUGAUUGGUUGCAUAAGUAGGUCAAGGGGUCAAAAAAUAGGUUUUCUAAAUGCAAUUUUCAAAAAUCUUCUUGUCUGAAACUACAAGUCCCAGAGCUUUCAUAUUAAUUUGAUGUAUAACAUCAUCUAGAGGUCCUCUACCAAUAUUUGGUGGACAACAUUAGUGGUCCUCUGUAAAUGGCUCCAUUGUGACCUUUGACCUUUUCCUAAGGUGAGCGACCCAGGGCCCUUUGGGCCCUCUUGUUAUUUUUCAUUAACGAAAAACCGGAGAACAGUAGUAAAAAUUAUUUAAAAUUUUGAGAAAAAGGCAUUCAUCGUUACCCCGAACCUUUAUUAUUAUCAGCCAUGUUUUUUUCAUAUCAGGGAUGGUCUAAAACCCGUGGUGUCUGGAACAGUAUAUGUUCUGAUUUUUUUACAAAUAAU